Molecule: messenger RNA, 1154 nt
Organism: Fundulus heteroclitus (mummichog)
Lineage: Eukaryota; Metazoa; Chordata; Actinopteri; Cyprinodontiformes; Fundulidae
Gene: sft2d2a
Product: SFT2 domain containing 2a
Exons: 8
Coding region: 451-939 (162 amino acids)
Biological process (GO): vesicle-mediated transport
Cellular component (GO): membrane
Source: RefSeq, a predicted model, not a curated record
AUUAUUGAAGAAGAAUGCUAGUUUGUACCACACAGACUGAAAAAAUUUACUGUUGCAAUUAUAUAUAACUUCAAGGUAAGUAGGCUAAUAAUAUGGAGUUAAGUUUGGAAAACUCUUUGUAGGUUUUUGGUAUCAAACAAUCCGUGAUAUCUAAAUUAUUUAAUCCCAGAACCUAAACGAAUAUUGCUUGGUCACGAGCCACGGCGUUAAUGCUUGGGGGGAAGAAAACUAAUCGAAGUGAGAGCUCUUUGCUGCCGCUCCCAGGUGUGACUGACAUGAAUCACACCUGUCCAGGUGAGGCUCUGGCGGCUCCUCCGGCUGAUUGUCGGCAGCAAUGUGACGUUGUCGUCCAUCCACUCUGUGUUGAGGAAACCCGGCAAAGUUUCCCUCUGUCCAGGAAACUGCGAGACGUCUUCUUUUGCCACUUGACGUUUGAAGGAUAUUUCGGCUAUGGAUAAAUUAAAAUCGGUUCUGAGCGGCGAAGAGUCGCGACGAGACGACCGCAACAUUUUACAGUCUGUGAACGAAGCCUCCACUUUAGGCUGGGGGACGCGCAUCAAAGGGUUCAUCGCCUGUUUCGUGGUGGGGGCUGCGUGCACUGUUUUGGGAGUCUGUAUGCUGUUUCUGCCCAAGGUUGGUCUCACUCUCUUCAUCGUCUUCUACACAUUUGGAAACGUUUGUGCUCUUUGUAGUACAAUGUUUCUGAUGGGCCCAAUGAAGCAGCUCAAGAGGAUGUGUGACAAGACAAGAGCACUGGCCACCACAAUCAUGCUUACUUGCCUGGUUCUAACUCUGUGCGCAGCUUUUUGGUGGAAGAACUUUGGACUUGCUUUAUUAUUUUGCAUUUUGCAGGUCUUGUCCUUUUCCUGGUACAGUCUGUCAUACAUCCCCUGUGUCAGGGAGGCGAUCUUGAAAGCUGUGUCUAUCUGCGUGAAGUGACCCCAGUGUUUAGAGCAAAGGAUAAAGGCUAAAUGAAGAAAUUUACAGAUCGGGAUGGGGGUUCUGGAUGAAAUUGCACAAAACGUCCUGCUCUAUCAAUCCAGCUGAUUUUUCACUGAAUCUAUUAAUACUUUUUUUAAGUAAAUUUUAAUAACUUUGCCUUUAAUUGUAUUAUGUGUAAAUAUCUGUAAAAAAUAAAUACAUUAAAACUUUCA